This is a messenger RNA of Nyctereutes procyonoides (raccoon dog), 223 nucleotides long. RefSeq names its product ubiquinol-cytochrome-c reductase complex assembly factor 6-like. The transcript has a single exon. The record is from RefSeq and is a predicted model, not a curated record. The coding region runs from base 20 to 223 and encodes 67 amino acids. Gene Ontology annotation, biological process: mitochondrial respiratory chain complex III assembly. NCBI's taxonomy places the organism in Eukaryota, Metazoa, Chordata, Mammalia, Carnivora, Canidae.
CACUCCAUGUCCACUGACCAUGCCUGCAGGUGUGUCUUGGGCCACCUUCCUGAAAACGUUUGCUGCUAGCCUCCUGACCAUGUGUGCCGAGGCCAAAGGGGUGCAGAGGUACCAUAGGCUGGACCUGACAAUACUUGAAAUUCCACCAAAGCCCGGGGAAUUCAAAAUGAAGCUUUUGGGAAUGAAAAAGACACACCAUGAACCACAAGUUUCUCGGCAAUAG